GCCCCCCCCCCCCCCCGGCGCGCGCGCGCGCGUUGCGAACAUGGCGACGGCGUCGCAGUGACGGCCGCCAUGGAGGCCGCGCCGGGGCCCGAGCGGCUCUUCGACGCGCAGCGGCUCCCCGCGCCCGGGCUGGCGCUGCUGGCGCUGGUGCUGUACCUGCCGGUGGGGCUGUGCCUCCUGGUCGUCCGCCUCUUCGUCGGCCUCCACGUGUUCCUCGUCAGCUGCGCCCUGCCCGACGGCGGCCUGCGCAGGCUGGUGGUGCGCGCCAUGUGCGGGGCCCUGGGGCUGGUGGUCCGCGAGCGGGACGCCCAUCUGCGCGACCGGCGGGCCCGGGUCUACGUCUCCAACCACGUGACGCCCUUCGACCACAACAUGGUCAACCUGCUGACCCGCUGCAGCACCCCCCUCCUGUCCGGCCCCUCGGGCUUCGUGUGCUGGUCGCGGGGCUUCGUGGAGCUGGCGGGCCGGGGGGACCCGGCGGAGGCCCUGCGGCGGUUCUGCGCCUCGCCGGGGGACCGCCCCCACCCUCUCCUCCUGUUCCCCGAGGAGGAGGCCACCAACGGACGCGAGGGGCUGCUCCGCUUCAGCUCCUGGCCGUUUUCCGUUCAGGAGGCCGUGCAGCCGCUGACCCUGCGGGUCCGCCGUCCCCUGGUUUCCGUGAACGUGGCGGGCGCCUCCUGGGUCUCCGAACUGCUCUGGGCGCUCUUCGUCCCCUUCACGGUCUAUCAAGUGGCUGCGGCCCAUCCGCAGGGAGCCCGGGGAGGCCAGCGAGGAGCUGGCGGUCCGCGUGCAGCAGCUGGUGGCCGCGGAGCUGGGCCUCGCCGGGACUCGCCUCACCCCGGCGGACAAGGCCGAGCACCUCAAACGACGGCGCCACGUGGCUCCUCGGGCAGCUCCGCCGCCGGCCCCUCCCACGGCCGGCCCCGGACGGGACGGGCAGCUGGCCGCGCUGUCCCAGCGGGUCAAAGAAGUCCUGCCUCACGUGCCGCUGGGGGUCAUCAGGAGAGACCUGGUCCGCACCGGCUGCGUGGACACGACCAUCACCAACCUGCUGGAGAGACCCGCGGCCGCCGACCGGUGCCGGCCCGCGCCCCCGGCCCCCAAGGCGAGAUCUCAGCCCUCCACCGCGACGUUCGCCAAGUCUCCCUGGGCCCGACACGAGAGUCUGCGGGAGCGGAAACAGGCGCUGUACGAGCACGCCCGCAGGCGUUUUUUGGAGAAGCACGCCCAGAGCCCCCGAGGGACGCCGUGACGGCGGAGGGAAGCGCCGAGCCGGGACCGGCCUCCCCGUCCCCCAUUAAACGCAGGGUUUUCACCGACCCCCGGGCCUGGUGUGGUCACUCCCGCGGCCGCCGCCGUCCCCGUCCGGGCACCGCAAUUCCCGGCAUCCUCCGAGGAGCCCGGCGUCGCCGUGGCAACCCUCCGGCGUCGCCGUGGCAACCUGCCAUCACGGAACCGGAACUCGCCUGGCAUCCCGUGACCCGGUGGGGCGUGGGCGCCCCCUGGCGGCGGCGGCGGACGGACGGAGGGACGGACGGGAGGACGGACGGACGGAGGAUGUCGCGUCCCCGGAGCCCCGGGGUCUCGGUGUCGGUGAGCCCCUACGACGGGCUGCCGGUGUCGAGCCGCUACACCGAGCUGCUGUCGGCGCGCCGCGCCCUGCCGGUGUGGGCCGCCCGGGCCAGCCUGCUCCACCAGCUGGCCCGAACCCCCACCGGCGUCGUCCUCGUCGUCGGCCCGCCCGGCACCGGCAAGACCACGCAGAUCCCGCAGUGGUGCGUGGAGUUUGUCCUGGGCGGAGGCCCGGAGGCCCGGCGGGUGGUGGUGUCCCAGCCGGAGCCCCUGGCGGCCCUCAGCCUGGCCCUGCGAGCCGCCGACGAGAUGGACCUCGCCCUGGGCCACGAGGUCGGCUACACCGUCCCGCUGGAGGACUGCGCCCGCCCCGACACCCUGCUCCGGUUCUGCUGGGACGGGCUGCUGCUGCAGGAAGUGGCGUCCACCCCCGGGCCGGGGUCCUGGGGCGUCCUGGUCCUGGACGAGGUCCAGCGGCGGUCGGUGGCGUCGGACGCCCUGCAGGGCCUGCUCCGGGCCGCCGUCCGGGGCCCGGGCCUGGGGCCCGCCCGGCUGGUCGUGGUGACCGAGCCGGCCCUCGCACCCAAGCUGCGCGCCUUCUGGGGGGACCCGCCGACGGUCCGCGUGCCCGAGGGGCCCGGGGAGACCCCCGUCCCCGUCUACAGGGACCCGGCCCCCCGGGACCCGGUGGAGGCCGCCUGCCAGGCCGUGCGGGCGCUGCACCGCGCCGGCGGGCCCGGGGACGUGUUGCUCUUCCUGGCCAGCGAGGAGGAGAUCUGCCGGUGCUGUGAGAUCCUUCGAGGAGGAGAGGAGACGGCGGGCGACCCCAUUUCGGUGCUGCCCCUGCACCCCGGGCUGGGCCCGGCCGCGCAGGCCGUGUACGAGGAGCCGGCCGAAGGGGCGGCGCGGAGGGUGGUGGUCACCCACUGGCUGGCCGACUGGUCCUUCUCCUUCCGCGCCACCGGCCAUCACGUCGUGGACACCGGGCUGGAGCUGCGGAGCGUCUACAACCCCCGGAUCCGAGCCGAAUCGCAGGUGUUGAGGCCCAUCAGCAGGAGCCAGGCCGAGGCCCGGAGGUGGCGGGCCAGGGGCUCACCCCCAGGGUCCUGCCUCCGGCUCUAUCCCGAGUCGUUCCUGGAUCAGGAGGCCCCGCUCCUGCCCCCGCCCCGGGUCUGCGAGGAGAAUCUCAGCCGCCUGGUACUGCUGCUCAAGCGGAAAAACAUCGCCCAACCUGGGGAGUGCCACUUCCUGGACCGACCCGCCCCCGAGGCCUUCAUGCAGGCCCUGGAGGACCUGGACUACCUGGCCGCCCUGGACGACGACGGCGACCUGUCGGACCUGGGGGUCAUCCUGUCGGAGCUGCCCCUGCCCCCCGAGCUGGCCAAGGCCCUGCUGGCCGGCUGCGAGUUCGACUGCGUCGACGAGAUGCUCACCUUGGCCGCCAUGCUGACCGAGGCCCCCGGGUUCGAGGCCCCGCCGCGCUGCGCCGAGGAGGCCGCCCUCCGCCGGGCCCUGGAGCAUCCGGACGGGGACCACAGCACCUUGAUCCGGGUGUACGACGCCUUCGUCCAGGGUGGCGAGGACGAAUCCUGGUGCCGGGCGAGGGGCCUGAGGUGGGAGGCCCUGUGCCAAGCCCGGGCCUUCCGCGCCGAGCUGCUGGCGCUGAUGCGCCGCGUCGAGCUGCCCGUCUCCCCGCCGGCCUUCGGCUCCGACCGCAACCGGGAGGCCGUCCGGAAGGCGCUGGUGGCCGGCUACUUCCUCAAGGUGGCCCGGGACACGGACGGGAGCGGCAACUACGUGCUCCUGACGCACAAGCACGUGGCCCAGCUGUCCCCGUCCUGCUGUUACCGCCACCGCCGGCCCCCGCCCUGGGUCGUCUAUCACACCUUCUCCGUGUCCCGGGGCAACUGCCUGUCCGUCGUCUCGGCCAUCCAGCCGCACAUGUUGGUGGAGCUGGCCCCGCCGUACUUCCUCAGCAACCUGCCUCCCAGCGAGAGCCGGGACCUCCUGGACCAGCUGCGGGAGACCCCGCCGGACCCCCCUGCCCGGCCCCCCGCCCCUCCUCGGGACCCCCGGCCGGGCCCCACCGAGGCCUGCGCCCUGCAGUGACCGGUCCGGCCGGCCCGGCCCAGAGAGGAGCGGGCGGCGGGGCG
Molecule: messenger RNA, 3725 nt
Organism: Tachyglossus aculeatus (Australian echidna)
Lineage: Eukaryota; Metazoa; Chordata; Mammalia; Monotremata; Tachyglossidae
Product: ATP-dependent RNA helicase DQX1-like
Exons: 22
Coding region: 70-3681 (1203 amino acids)
Cellular component (GO): spliceosomal complex; intracellular anatomical structure
Molecular function (GO): RNA binding
Source: RefSeq, a predicted model, not a curated record